This is a messenger RNA of Callithrix jacchus (white-tufted-ear marmoset), 10711 nucleotides long. The record is from RefSeq and is a predicted model, not a curated record. Lineage: Eukaryota; Metazoa; Chordata; Mammalia; Primates; Cebidae.
UGUUUGUAAAAGACUGUUUCCCCAUUGAACUGACAUGGUACUUUGGCAAAAAAUCAAUUGACUAUAUGUGUGGAUUUAUUAGUCUAUUAGAUCUAUUAGGGCUUUUUUUUGGUGUGUAGAUUUCAAAGGUUGGUCUACAUAUAAUUAUGCUCUCUGUUAAAACCAGUAGUUUUAAUUCAUCCUUCCCAAUCUUUAUGCCUUCUAAUUUUAUUUUUAUUUCUUCACUUUUUCCAAAGCAGUUGUCCCAGGUGGGAGCCAAAAUCUGUAUCUCAUCACUAAUCUUAGAAAAAAGCAAAAUGUUUCACUAUUUUGAAGUUACCUGUAGGUUUCUUAUAGAUGUUCUUCAUCAGAUUAAGAAAGUUCAUUUCUACUUGUUGUUUUCUGAUCGUUAUUAAUUCAUAAAGCCUGUUGAAUUUUGUCAGAUGCUUUUAUUUGCAUCCAUUGAGAUAAUUACAUAUUUUUUUCUGUUUAUUAUAUGGUGAAUUAUCUCGAUUGGGUAAAAAGAAUGAAAAUCAUUGUGUCAUUAAACCUUUCGCCUGUCAGCUAUGGGUUUCCCUCUUCCUUUUUGUUUAAUAACAGUUCUGCCAAACAAUAAAAAUCUAGAAACACACAUUCUCCUUUGGCCUCCUUAAAAAAAAAAUACUAAGACUUCAAUUGCACCUCUCUCUAUUACUUCCUCAUAGUGAACCCCCAUCCUUCUGGGAAAGCAGAAAGCCUGGGGCGCAUUUGUGUCCUUGAGACACGGCGCCUGUCUCACCUUCGGCUUCCCUGGGGGACCUAUUUUCCCUCCCCCAGCCCUCCUCGCGACAGCUGCGGCCAGGCAUCCUCUCUCCUGGCAUCCUCUGCUGUGCGCCCCGGCCAGCAGGGUGCGUGGGAGCGGCCCGGGCGCGCCCCUCCCGGCCCUGCAGGUCACCUGGCGACCGCCCGGGAUCUCCCGGGACCCGCGCGGCGCCGCUGGGGAGGACUGGCCAGAGGACUGCGGUCCACGCCGUCCGUGGCAAAAGGGCGAAGCGCCGGGUUUUCCAGCUGCGCCCGUUGGGCCGCGCGAUCCAGUAGCUCCGGUAACUCCAGGCCGUGCGCCUGCGUGGAGGAGCCGGUCCUGGAACACGCCGCGAGGAGCACCCGAACCAGAGGGGCCCCAGACAGGGAGUACCUCAAGUCAGGGAGCAUUCUAUGCCCGGGAGCGCCCCAGACUGAGAGCGCCUCAGAACGCGACACGCCCGGAGACGGAACGUCGCCUGACCGAGGACCGUGCCCACCUGCAGGCUCCACUGGGCUGGGUUCGCAGCCAGGAGCUGCCAGACGCCUGACAUUCUUCUUUCGUUUUGUUUGUACUUUUUUUCCUUCUUCUUCUUUUUUGUUUUUGUUUUCGUAACCCUCUCUGGGUGCCUUAUCUCUUUAAUCGCACCUCUGUUUCGCGUCCCAUGGUAGUCAGGAGGUGAGGAUCGCUGCUUCUCACCUGUUUUCUGAAUCUGGCCUCCGCAGUCGCGACCUGGAGUGAAGGAGGAGCUGCCGCCCCCGCCCCAGCCUCCGGGACGCCGCUCUGAAGGUAAGGGUGGGUGCUGCUGCCACUGGCACCCCCUCCGCACCCCCCAGGGGAAGGGAACAUUCCCCAGACAAGAUCAAUUUGGGGGGUGGAGAGAGAGAGAGAGAGAGAGAGAGAGAGAGAGAGAGAGAGAGAGAGAGAGAGAGAGAGAAAAUGAAUGAAUAAUUGAUGAGACAGCAUUCCGUCUUUCUCUGAAAGUAAAGUUUUAGGAAUUAAGAUAUCCCCAAUUAUUUUCUUGAGAGGUGAGAACGACGGAAAUAAAUGAUAAUAAUAGUUGUAGUUUUUUAAAUGCUUACUGUGUGCCUGACAAUGUAGACAAUUUUUAGAUAUCUUAUUUUCACUUAAUCCUCCUAAGGGCCACACCAUUAUUAUGCUUUAGUAAAAGGGAGGAGGAACUCAGCUAUUUAUCCAAGAGCAUCCAGCUACUAAGUAGUAGAUCCUAGACUCACACCUACUUUUUUUCUGAUUCCAGAGCCUUUGUGUUUAUUCUGCCCGGCCUUCAGAAGUUAAAAUGCCGAGCAAGUUGCAUCGCAGUUAUCAGAUAAAUUAGAUAAAUUAAUGAGGGGGCAAUGGCAGCCAGAUAUAGAGAUCCAAGAUUAUUAUGUUAAUUUCUCUGACUUCUCUUGCUCUAGUCUCAAGACUUUUGCAAAUAUCCAUUUUGUGUCAUACACGGGGAUGUUAUUGGAAGCACACGUCUCAACCUCAGGGCCUUGGAUGGGCUAGGAGGGGUAAAUUUGGGGAACUGGGUUUGUGCAGGUUCUGGGGGCAGUGUGUUCCCUCUCCCUGCACAAAUACACAUCCAAAGGCAAAGAACAACAGGUCAGGGAACGCGUAUUGAAAAGGCAGGGUCCCUGCCCUCAGGGACCUCAACGGAGAGUGGGAGCUAGUGCAGGAGUGAGUGAUGGAGAUGGGCUUGGACAAGAGCAUGUACCAUUUGGGGCUGUUGCAGUUGGAGAGCUUCUUUGAAAAGGCAAAUAUUGAGCCAAGUUGCAAGGACCAUAGGGACCUGGCAGCUGGGAGAAGUGGGGAGGGUGGCUCAGGUGGCAGGAUUAGCACAGGCAUAGGCAGAUUUGGGGGGAAGCAUAAGGCUGAUAACAGACACGUGUGUGACAAGGACUAUGAGGUGGCAUUGAUUUUCUUGGCCUUACAGACGAGAAGCCAAAUUCCACACAAAUUCUUUCUUUGUUAGAAUUUAAGUGUGUGUGUGUGUGUUAUGGCCAAGAUCAUUUUUUCCUUUCUGCAUUAGGUUGUUUUAUCAUCAUGCAGGCUGAGUAAAAAGACUGCAUGGAACACUGUAGAGGAAAAAUUAGAUUAAAAAAACACUGGUGUUAUGAUUUUCAUCCAGGCAUUUGGUCUCAGGAGGUGCUUGAUUGUAUGUGUUGCUAAUGAGUGGCUUAUAUCGAGGUGUCUACAUUGAUUCAUGUGUGUCCCUGUGACUAGCUGCAAUCUGAGGCUGGCCAUUUCAUUUCCUCGAGUCUUGGAUUCUUCUUUAGAAAGAGCUUUGAAAUGGCUCUUUCCCUGUACAUGAUGUGUUUCUGUGAAUUACUUCUUCUAGAGAAUGGUCAGUUUCUCAGGGUGGGACCCAUAAACAAGGGCAGCUGGGUAGAGCCAGGGGUUCAGGUGACCAUUUGGACCCUCUGGAAGGGCCUUUUAUUGUGUUGCCUUGGGAGAAGAGAGAGUGGUCAGCUUGGAUCUGACCUUCAGCCUGGGUCACCCAAUUUUUAGAACGAAACAGUUUUUUUUUUUUUUUUCAUUUAGAGAAAACUUCAUGCCUUUGAGUGAUUUAGGUAAGUUUGUGACUAUUAGUUAUGUGUGUGUACACACACAUACAUACAUACGUAGGUGCACAAAUAUUUAAUAUGUCUUAAACACAUGAAAUACAUGCAUUUAAGAUGAGUUAAACUUACUUUUCUAAGAAUACAAUUAAGUGCCUUAGGUCGUUGUCUCUCUACCUGACUGCACAUUAGAGUCACGUGCGGAGUUCUGAGGAAUCAGGAUGCCCAGGCUGUCCUUCAGAAUGCUGGGUAGAGCCCAGGCAGCAUGAUUUUUUUUCCAAACUUGGGUGACAACUGGUUCCCUAGACUUCCCAUUAGUUGCUAAAAUACACUUUCCAAGAUAUCAUGAUUUAAAAAGCAUUUCAAAAAUACACUAUAGGCAAUGGAUCAGAUGAUCACCUAGAUUCCAAAUUGUAUAUAUUUUAUGGAUUUAAUUCAUUCAAUAAUUCGGCAAAUAACAAACAAGCAGACAUCAAGUGAAAAUAUGUCAGCUAGUGAUAAGUGCUGUGAAUAGACAAACUAAAGGUGGGAGGGUAGAGGAAUAUCGGUGUGCGUGAACGUGUAUGUGUUUGCACUUGGGCAAGCCAGCAGAGUGCUCAGGGAGGACCUGUACAUUAUAACCUCAUGUCAGCAAACCACAAGGGAAAUAUAGGACAAUUUAAGUGGCAAUAGAGAAGUAAUUAGUAGCUCUCUGAGAAAAGUAAGUUUAGUCAUACCCUAUCUUCAUGUCAAACAAGAAAAUUAAUUAUUUGUGGAUAAAAAAAGGUAAACAUAAAAACAAAACAGAACAAUAUUGAGCCAUAGAAUUGAAGACAAUAUAUAAACAUCUAUUUGACCACCAAGAGGAAAGGAUAUUCUACACUUAAAAGUAAUUAAAAAAUCAUGGCUGGGCAUGGUAGCUCAUACCUGUAAUCAGGCAAAAGAAUGAUGGGUUUGACUACGUCAAUAUAAAUAUUUCAUCUAUUAGCAUAACAAAAGAGAGAAAGUAAACAACAAGUUAGAUGAACAUCUGAGAACCUCACAAAAGACAAGAGAUGGUUCAUAAACAUGAAAAUAAAAUGGCUGGUAAUAAGUGAUUAAUAUAUGCCUCAUUUAUACCCAAAUAAAUGCAAAUUCAGAAAACAAUGAGAUAACAUUUUUCUAUUUUGGCUGUCUAAUUAGAUUUUAAAAGUAAAGUUGCUCAGUGAUCUCCUGGGUGUGGUUGAUAGAUACUGUCUUGUGCUGUUGAGUGAGAGAAUAUGAAUUAUUGCAGCACUUCUGGAAUGCAGUUUGGGAGCAUGCAUUUGCCAGGUUUAAAUGUAGUCAACUCAAUCACUGUGCUGCCAUCAAGUAACACCCAGGAAAUAAUAAGAAAUGUAGACAACAUUGAGGUGGUAUUCACACUAUUCACCAGACACUUGCAAUAGUAACUCAUUUAACCUUCACAUCAGCUCCAGGAGAUGGUAUUAUUAUUCCUUUCUGUGGAUAAGGAAUUUGAGGCACAGAGCAGGUAAGUCAGUUGCCCACAGCUGUUCAGCUGGUAGAGGGUAGAAUGGAGAGUCAAAUCCAGCCAGGCUGGCACCUGAGCCCAUGUUGCAAAAACACUGAGCCAUCCUGCCUUAUCCGUGAAGACGAUCAUAGGAUUAUCUCAUAAUACAAUGCAUCUGGUAAAUGGUAAUAUAUUCACAUGAAGUGAUAUUAGGUGGCAAUUAGAAUGAUUUUAACAAAGAGUUUUGUGACACAGGAAUAAUGCUUAUUAUAUCAUAUUAAUUGGAAAUGUAGGAUAUGCAAUCAUUUAAGCAUCUUAAUUAUGUGACAACAUUUAUAAAAAGUAUAAGAAAACAUGCUAAAAUAUUCUGCAUGUUGAGAAUAUUUUCUUCUUCCAGUCUUCAUUUUGUAGAUGACCUACAUUGUGUGUAAAUUGCUUCAGCAAUCACAAAAAUUAAAAAACAAGAAAGAAACAAUAGUGAUGGAAGAGCAAAAAUAUUGAUAUUAAACAUAACAAUAAAAAACCCUUAAAAUUCUUACAUGUAAGACACUUAAUAUUUUAUAUUCUUCUAUAUCUAUUUUAUUAAUACUUGCUAGAGUACCUAUUACAUUUAUCAGAAUAAUUCUUUUUCUGUAAAUGAAUUUAUUGUUUAAUAUAACCUUAAUCUCUUAAAAUCACAAGUAAAACUUAAGUACAUUAAACAUUUUAUAUACACACAUCCACAUUUGCAGAAUGCUGUGCAAAUACCAACUAUUUUUUGUUUACUGGGAUCCUAUUUUUCGUAUUCUGAAAUCUUAAUGAGUUUCAUAUUGAAACUCAGAGUUAACUUAGUUUGCUGACUCAUCUUCUAAUUUCAACUUUGUAUCUUGGUAGAUAUUGCAUUUUUUUUAAGUGUUGCUUUUUUAUAAGGUGAUAUGAGCCUUAACCAGAGUAGUGACGUAAAGGAAAUAACAUUUUUUAUUCUAUCCAAGAUAAAAGAAAAGGCAGAGUUAAUAAUAAAACGUGUGUGGAGGUGGUGGGGGAGGUUUCAGACCAUAGAACUGGUCUAAUUUGAUUAUGCACAGUUGGUACUUUCCAUUCAUACUUGUCCCUUUUGUCUUUACAUUAUUGAUUGUUAUCUCUUGGAAAUUCCGCCAAAUAUUUGAUGAUUUUCUCAUAAGUAUGGACGUGAAUGUUUUGGCAGCUUAGCUAUUAAGCUUUAUCCUGGAUUUAGGCAUUGACAACCCUUUUUUUUUUUUUUUUUUAGGAUGGAAGGUGAGUAGUCAUUGGUGAGAGGAAAUUAUUCUGGGCUCAGAGGCUGCCCUGCACUCAAAAAGUCUGCGUAAGCCUUAGAUGGUUUAAUUACUGGAUAAUUCCAGAGGUAGGCCUUCUUAUCUCUGGUUUGGUAAUGAGCAAACAGGCUCUAAGACUUGCCCAAAGUUGCUCAGCUUGUCAGGACUCAAACUGGAGUGGCAGCCCAGGUUUGUGUGUUUCUGAAAGCAGACUCUGCUAUCAGGUUGUGCUCCCUGCACUUGGGAUAGUUAAACAAGGAACAUGGUGUUAUUUAUGCAGUAUUUAGACUCUGAAUGGUCUCCACUGUGGGAGAUCCUUCCUCCAAUGGGCUCUCAAAGUUGUAAUCAGAGUGCAAAGGCAAGGUUGUAGUAAGAUCAAAUUUUAAAGCAGAUCUUUGUUCCAUGGGUCAUGGUCAAUGUAAAGGAGGUGUCUGGAGUAUAGGAGACUGUCAUAUUGUUUUUCCAUUUCCCUAAAGUAAACUCAUAUGGGCGGUCACAGACACACGCACACACAUAUACACACCUAUGCUGCAGUGACACAUGUUAGCAAGUGCUGGCCAUGUGCUAGGAGUCAUGCUGGACUUUAGUGAUACAAUGAAGAACAAAAUAGACUUAGUUCCCAGACUUAUGAAACCUGCAUUCUGAGCAAGGAAGAUGGAGUUUUAAAAAUUCAACCCCUGAAUGAAGAUCUCACUACAAGCCUUGAUGAGCAUUUUGAUGUGAAAACACAUGCACAUUCUCUUACGUGGGCAGAACUGCCAUACAAAGCUCAGCGUGUCACAAAUUUUUUAUUCAUAGAACGGUAAUAUUUUUAGCAGUACUAUUGUUCUCAACUUUGACCUUGGAGGCAGGAUUUAAUAAACCAGGGCAGAAAUUCAUCAAGUUCUGUUGUGUCAGAAAAAUGAAUUAUUAAGGAUGUCUUCCAGAAGCAAAAAUUCAUUGCCUUGAAAUUUUAUUAAUUUUAUAUGGCUGAAAGUUCUGCGAAUUGGUUACUAUAUUAAGGAAUAUGAAAAUCUUCUAGGUUGGUUUUCAAAAAAUAUGUGUGCCAGAAGAUUUUUAAACCUUCGUAAGAUAGGUAUUCUUUUGUCUGAAAGCUUUGGCUGAAUCUGUUAUAUUCUGUUUUCUAGAGAAGCCAUUUGAAGCAGAAUCAAAACCAUGAAUUGUAGAGAAUUAACAUUGACCCUUUGGGGGCUUAUAUUUGUAAGCACCACAGUGUUGACAGGUUGAUGCAAAAAUAAAAGAACCCACAAGAAAGUGCCACCAAGAUUUCUCAGGACUUUCUUACUAACUUUGCUUCUUCACCUAAUACCUUAGGAGACAAAAAGUUACUUUUGUCAUUUUCGUUUUUCUUUUUAUUUCUUUUUACUUUACUAAUCUUUUGAAGAGUCUUCUUGUACUUCACGUCCCCACAUUACCGUGGUUGAAGGGGAACCUUUCUAUCUGAAAUAUUGCUCAUCUUCACAUGCACAUGAGAUUGAAGCAAACGCCAGAAGAUGGCAAAAAAGCAGUGGAUCACAGAAACGUGUGGAGCUGAACCCAAGCAGUUCACCAAGGAUUGGUUUGCAAGAUCAUGCUUUGGAGUUUUGGCCUGUUGAGUUGAAUGACACAGGAUCUUACUUUUUACAAAUGGGAACUGUAAAAAGCUACUGGAGAACAAGGGAAACCCAAUGAUAAAGAAGAAUGCUGAGUUUGAAGAUCAGGGGUAUUACUCCUGCGUGCAUUUCCUUCAUCAUGAUGGAAAACUAUUUAACAUCACCAAAACCUUCAAUAUAACAGUAUUGGGAGAUAGCGGUUAUAUAGUUCCGGUUCUUCUUGGAUCAAAGCUUAACCAUGUUGCAGUGGAAUUAGGAAAAGAUGUAAGCCUCAACUGCUCUGCUUUGCUGAAUCAAAAGGAUAUACUUUAUUGGAUGUAUGAAAAUGGAUCGGAUGUUAAUGUACAUGAAGAGAAAGAAAUAAGAAUUAUGACUUCAGAAGGGAAAUGGCAUGCUUCAAAAGCAUUGAGAAUUGAAAAUAUUGCUGAACACAAUCUAAAUUUUGCAUAUAAUUGCACUGUGACCAGCACAGGAGGCACAGACACCAAAAGCUUCAUCUUGGUGAGAAAAGCAGCCAUGGCUGAUAUCCCAGGCCACAUCUUUACAAGAGGAAUGAUCAUAGCUGUUUUGACCUUGGUGACAGUAGUGUGCCUAGUGACUGUGUGCGUCAUUUAUAGAGUUGACUUGGUUCUGCUUUAUAGACAUUUAAUGAGAACAGAUGAAACAUUAACAGAUGGAAAAACGUAUGAUGCUUUUGUGUCUUACCUAAAAGAAUGCCGACCUGAAAAUGGAGAGGAGCACACCUUUGCUGUGGAGAUUUUGCCCAGAGUGUUGGAGAAACAUUUUGGGUAUAAGUUAUGCAUAUUUGAAAGGGAUGUAGUGCCUGGAGGAGCUGUUGUUGAUGAAAUCCACUCACUGAUAGAGAAAAGCAGAAGAUUAAUCAUUGUUCUAAGUAAAAGUUAUAUGUCUAAUGAGGUCAGGUAUGAACUUGAAAGUGGACUCCAUGAAGCAUUGGUGGAAAGAAAAAUUAAAAUAAUCUUAAUUGAAUUUGCACCUGUUACUGACUUCACAUUCUUGCCCCAGUCACUAAAGCUUUUGAAAUCUCACAGAGUUCUGAAGUGGAAGGAUAAAAAUUCUCUUUCUUAUAACUCAAGGUUCUGGAAGAAUCUUCUUUACUUAAUGCCUGCAAAAACAGUCAAGCCAGGUAGGGAUGAAUUGGAAGUCUUGCCUGUUCUUUCAGAGUCUUAAUCUUCAGAAACGCUGAAUGCCAAAAAGAACUUGAGAUAUUCUGGGGACUGAGCAUAUGAACCUGUUUGUUACAAAGGCUGUAACUCUAAAUAUUUAACUGUAAAAAUCCUGCUCACAAUUUGAAGAUGAAACUUAUCGUUAGGUGGACGGGAAUAAGACUAAAGGUUGAGCUGUGGGCUGUGGCCAUGUGCUCCCAGAAGACCUGGAAUUCAAGAAAUGGAGCUCUUCUUUUUCUCCCUCUUCCACAACUGGGUGCAGCUGCUCAUACUUAAUCCCAUAUUCAGCAAGUGUGAAGCUGGGCAUGAGGCAAAAUAACCUAUGCCUUACAAAGGGCGCAUCUCCAAGAGUUUUAAUCCCAGUGAUUAAUUUAAAUGAGGGGAUUUUAAGCACACGAAGAGGCAUUUUCUGGGGACCAGUGGGUGACAGAGUAACUGAAAUGCUGCUUUCACUCCCUAACACCGUGGAUCUGGUUGUGCAUGGGAUGUGGGAGGAGGGGCUGGCCGGGCCUCAGCCUCAGGAUGCAUUUAAGGUAUCCCAGCCACAGUUGCAGCCAGUGCUUCUUGAAAGCCCAGUAAGGCCCUGCAAUGCAGAGCCUGCUUAUGUGGAUCUAUUUAUGGGAACUUUUUAAAAGGACCCUGGAAUGCCUUUUUAUCUUUCACAAGAGACACAAAUUCUAAUUUAGAGAAUUAACUGGGCCUUUCACUUUUGAUGGUUUGAAACAUUUGUUGAUUUUGUGUGAAUGUUUAUAUCAAAAUGUUUGCCAGAUUGUAUUAGCCAUCGAAGAGCAAAAACAACAACAAAAAAAAACCUGAUAGUUACUUGCUUGGUUUUUAAAAGUUACAUGUUUAAAAUGCCCCUAGCAUGAAGGCAGCAUGGUGUGGUGGUUAAGACAUGGGCUGUGGAGCCCAUCAUGAGCUCCAAUCUUGAGUUUGCUGUUUACUUCUGCGACCUCUGGAACCUUAUCCAAUCUCUCCAUGCCUCAGUUUCCUCAUCCGUAAAAUUCGAAUUUUUGAUAAUUGGACCUACCUCCCAAGGGUACUAAAUGAAUAAAUAUAAGUACUUACAGUGGUUCCUGGCACAGACUCAGCAGUCUGUCAGUGUUGCCAUGACUAUUUUUAUCAUCAUUUUUAAUGAUUUCUUAGAUCGAUUAUUUAGCAGCGGACUAAUGGAAGCUACAGAGCAGGGAAGGGAAGCAGAUCUAGGGAGGACAGCAGUUUUGAUUUGAGGAUGUUUGCACACGUAGAAAAGCAUAUUAGAGAAGCGUAUCUAGAAGGCAAAAGAUAUUUCUCCAUUGAAUAUCUGCCUCUUUUGACAUUGAAAGACACAUGUCUUUCUCCCUAAAGGGAGCCCAGCACUGGGAGCCUUCUUGAUGAGCUCAAAAAUAAUAGCUAUCCAAGAAAAACACUGAGUGACUGUGAAACCAUCAGUUUGGAAGCCUGGUUAGAACACACGGGAGCAACAUGAAUGUUCUACAAAAGUUUAAAGCUGAGACUGUUUCAAAUAGAUGUGGUAGAUAUUACUGAAAACCAAAGAACAGUGGAAUUGUGUGUGCAAGAAUGUGAUUUAAUGUUUGUAGUGCUUACAAUUUUGUGCAACAACUGGAUGGCUAAAAAGGAUAAAAUAAUUUAAUAGCUCAUAUUUUAUGUGUGAAAACGUAUUAGCAAAAAUAUAUAAUUAAAAUAAAUUUUAUUGCUAUAGCAUAGUCUCUAAUACAUAGCAUGAUUUUGCUUUUCUCUUUUAUUAUACUUGCUUUAAAAUAAUUGAAGCAUAUUUUGUAUUAAAUGCAUUUCAAGUUAAAUGUGUUAAAUGUAUAUAUUAGAUGUGUUUUAAAAUGCAUAAAAUACUUUGAAAUACAUUAAUUAACUAUUGUU